AAAUCCAUUCAUAUAAAUCAAGAAGCUACCGUUCUAAUUUAUAGACAGUCGACAAGACGUAAGUUCACCAUGGCGAGUGUGGAGGAUGGCAACGCCGACUCUCAAGAGACCAAGGACCAGGAAUCAGAACCACUUGCCAAAAGGCAGAAGAGAGAGAAAUACAACCUCCGCCAGAAGACACUGGUGACUCGCAUAGAGACUGAGGAAAGGCUGGUUGCUCCUAAACAACCCAAGCCCAAGUCUCGUCCACCACCUCUCAGUAAAUACCGCCGGAAAACCGCCAACUCUCGCGAGAGGGGUCGCAUGAAGGAAAUAAACACUGCGUUCGAGGAGCUGCAGACAGUGCUUCCGAACCAGUGUGUCCAGGCGGCUGACAGUGCCAAUCUGACCAAGAUCACCACUCUUCGGCUGGCUGUCAACUACAUCGCGGCACUCCGGGAGGUCCUCGGAGAGUCAUGCAGUGCUGCUGAAGGUGGUCAACAAGAGGCGAGGGAUACCUGCGUACAGUCGACUCACGCCGGCGUUACAGACGCUCUGAAUCACGUUGCUACAGACGGUACUACUGACGUUGCCACCAACAGCGUCGCUGACGGCGCGACAGACAUUACGACCAAUACCCUGCAUGGCGGGGGGAGGCCUGUUCAGGAUGGUGAUGCUGGUGCCAGCAAUCCUGGCCGUGUAGCGGAUAGCAGACAGGAUUGUCAUGACACCUCCGCGUCUGACCUGGCGACUACUCCGGGUAGUGUACACGGUGCUUACAACAGUAAUGUCUGUGACUCCACCGACACAAGUUCCCGCUACAGGUCAAGGCCGUACACUGAAGGUACUGGUAGUGUUCCGAGUAUUAAUGACGCCAAACAACCCGAGAGUGACCUUGCCCCCGUGGUGAAGCCAACUUCUCCAUACAACAUACUGUACAACAUGCUAACAGUUGUACAGAUGGAGACAACUGUAGUCGUCUGGAGCACUGCAUCUCGCAGUGUGUGGGAGGAGACCAUUUCUGCGAGUCUGUGACGAGACCGGCACCCCCGUACCCCUUCAGUCCUGGAGGAGGGGGUCAGUGUUCUACUGAAGGGCUGGUCUGGAGCUCGCCGCCCUUUAGUCAGCUACCAGCCUACUCGGACAUACACCCACUGACAAACGUCUUGUCGGUACACGACGGGGCAUUAACUAACAAUCAUACCAUCAUCUUUGCCAACGACGAUCCAAUGGAUAUGAUAACAGAUGCCCUCCUCCAUGACUAAACCUCAUUAGAUCCCACCCAGGAAGUGAUGAAGAGAUGUCUGAUCAAUGACGAUGGCGAUGUUAUAUUAGACAUUGGAUGUAUAAAAAUUUGAUAAAAAUGAAGUAUUAUGUAGAAAUGGCAUAUUUUAUACUGAAUGUCUCAAUAUUCACAACAGUCUACUUCAGUCAGUUGUUACAUCUUUCUUACACUUACACAUUAUCAGAGUAUAUGGUCGUAUAGCGUGUAGGACGUCCACAUUAACUAGAGCAUAGAACGUAGGACGUCCACAUUAACUAGAGCAUAGAACGUAGGACGUCCACAUUAACUAGAGCAUAGAACGUAGGACGUCCACAUUAACUAGAGCAUAGAACGUAGGACGUCCACAUUAUCUAGUGAUGAACAUGUGACACGUGUAGAUCUUAUAUAUGAUUUGGGGUAUAACACGUUUGACACGUGCUUGACGAGUACACUACAUGGUAAUACACUGUGAAUAACGUAUACACUAUCUAGAUGUAAUACAUGUGUGAC
This is a messenger RNA of Haliotis rubra (blacklip abalone), 1753 nucleotides long. RefSeq names its product protein atonal homolog 1-like. The transcript has 2 exons. The record is from RefSeq and is a predicted model, not a curated record. Lineage: Eukaryota; Metazoa; Mollusca; Gastropoda; Lepetellida; Haliotidae. Gene Ontology annotation, molecular function: protein dimerization activity. The coding region runs from base 70 to 1014 and encodes 314 amino acids.